Stegastes partitus (bicolor damselfish) is the source of this 1106-nucleotide messenger RNA. Its product is annotated as claudin-1. Gene Ontology annotation, cellular component: membrane; bicellular tight junction. The record is from RefSeq and is a predicted model, not a curated record. Bases 141 to 728 code for a protein of 195 amino acids. NCBI's taxonomy places the organism in Eukaryota, Metazoa, Chordata, Actinopteri, Pomacentridae. Gene Ontology annotation, molecular function: structural molecule activity. The transcript is spliced from 4 exons.
CGAGGAGGGAAGUACAGUCCAACCAACCUUCAGCCACCGCUCAUCACCGGGUUUUCUACAUCAUCAGGAAUUUUCCCACCAACUUCUCGGACUCUCUGCUCCCCCGAGGUCGUGCGUCCUGCUGUGGUUUCUGGAUUACGAUGGCGAGCUCCGGACUGCAGCUGCUCGGCUUUCUCCUCGCUCUGGCCGGUGUUGCCGCCACCGUGACCGCCACCCUCAUGGUGGAGUGGAAGAAGCAGUCCCAGGGCAAGCAUCGCUCCUACGAGGGUCUGUGGAGCAGCUGCACUGGCACCGAGAGGACCACGUGUGAAAGCUACGAGUCCAUGCUCAAGCUGCCCACUGAGGUCCAGGCCACCAGAGCGGUGAUGCUGCUCAGCCUCCUCCUCUCCGCCAUAGCCAUGGUGGUCUCCACGGUGGGGAUGAAGUGCACCCACUUCAUGGAUCGCAUGCCCGACAGCAAAAGCACGACCGCGAUGGUGGGAGGAAUCAUCUUCAUGGUUUCAGGUCUGCUGACCAUCAUCAUCACUUCCUGGUACGUCAACAUGAUCGUCAAGACCUUCCAGGAAUCACAUCGUCUGCAGAGCUAUGACUUUGGGAAGGCCGUGUUCGUCAGCUGGGCCGGUGGACUCCUCACGGUGGCCGGCGGCGCUUUCCUGAGCUGCCGGAGAUGCUGCGGGUCACAAUCAUCCGAGUCCAUCAGCUCCAACAUCAAAUCCAACUACGUCUAGUCGACCGAGAGGAGGAGGAGGAGGAGGAGACUGUAAAAACAUACUACCUAUAAAACCCCCAUCAGUGAUUCACAGCAUCAGUCAGCUGGAAGGAUGUGAAAGAGUUUUGCAAGUGAUGUUGGACCUGUUUGUAUUCUUACAGUUACUCAAACUUAUAAAGUGGUGACGCUGUAGUAUUUUUUAUUUUGCUGUACUUUGCCAUAAAAACUAUUUCUCUUUACCUCUUUAGUUUCACACUGAUUUUAUUGUGUAUGUUUGUUGAUUUUAUGUUGAAAGUUUCUAUAUUUUUUUUGUCUCAUCAUGUUGUUUAUUAAUGUUUAUCUAAUGCAUUAUAUUAAUAUGAAAAGUUUGCAAAUAAAAAUCAUUUUGUUUUCUUUA